Molecule: messenger RNA, 837 nt
Organism: Symbiodinium natans
Lineage: Eukaryota; Dinophyceae; Suessiales; Symbiodiniaceae
Source: the annotation of a GenBank genome assembly
AUGAAGCCCGAACCCGGGCAUGAUCAGAUCUGGUCGCUGACAGGCGAGCUCCUGUGGGACAUCAUUGUAUUCCUGGACGGAAAGGCGUUGCUAAAUCUCGGAACCACGGCGAGCUACGUUCUCCUGACCUGCGAGCGCGCCAGGCUGCAACGAUGUCUUGUGCAGGUGAGAGCCCCUGUCAAGCGACCACAAGGCUCGAAACUUCGGCUCAGUGACGAUGGGCAUGUGAGCCGCCGCCUGUGUCCCCCACCACGGCAAAGGUAUGUCAUCAACUUCCUGCCGGUGCAGCAGUCCCUGGCGAAGCUCGCUCGGUUUUCAAAGGAGGGAGAUCGGCUUGCUCUGGGCAGCCUGCUCCCCUGGCUUGAGAACGGCGAUGCGUGCACUCGUGCUGCAGCCGUGCGUGCUGUGGCUCGUGUGGCUCGUCGUGAGGACCGCGAUGUGUUGGCGUCAUUGCUGGCAUGUUUGCGAGACUGUUCCUUCGGCGGGGCCGCCAUGACUGAGAUGGCGACUGCCCUGCGAUGCCUCGUCGCUCCCGGUGAUCCAGAGGUUGUGGAGCACAUCGCGGGGCUCCUGUCCAACGCAGCCUUCCCUGUGCGUCACGCGGCAUUGCAGGCACUGCCCCAUGUGGUGGCCAAAGGGGACGCAAAGGCCAUCGACAUGAUCCUUGCACGUGUAGAUGACAAGGACGUCGAGAUCCGAGAGGAGGCCAUCCGCGCGCUGGCCCAGGUUGCCAGCGAAGAUGACCAUCGGGCCCUGAACUGCCUCAUCCGCGGCCUGCGUGACGAGUCCAUCUACGUGCGGCGUGCUGCCCUGGAGGUGCUGCCCCUGUCUUCGUGA